Molecule: messenger RNA, 1359 nt
Organism: Sorghum bicolor (sorghum)
Lineage: Eukaryota; Viridiplantae; Streptophyta; Magnoliopsida; Poales; Poaceae
Product: ubiquinol oxidase 1b, mitochondrial
Exons: 3
Coding region: 157-1101 (314 amino acids)
Biological process (GO): alternative respiration
Cellular component (GO): mitochondrion
Molecular function (GO): alternative oxidase activity
Source: RefSeq, a predicted model, not a curated record
GUCCACAACGGAAGGACGUUUCGCUGUACCACAACACCAAAAGCACUACUCCUAAGCCAUCUGAUCUCCACUCCUGCGAAGUGAGCACGUCCACCAAAUAUUUCGCGCCACUUGCCGGCUCUAACGACGGUUUAGUUAAUUAGUUCCACAUCAACCAUGAGCUCCAGGAUGGCCGGAGCAGCGGUCCUGCGCCACCUAGGCCCCCGCCUCUUCGCCGCCGAGCCGUUGACCGUGCCCGCGGCCGCGAGGAUCCUCCCCGCACGGAUGUCCAGCACGGCCGCCGCGCCAGAACAGCGCCAAAAGCCCGAGGCCCCGGCGCCGGAGGGGCAGGACAAGAUCAAGGCCGUCGUCAGCUACUGGGGCAUCCAGCCGCGGAAGCUCGUGAAGGAGGACGGCACGGAGUGGAGGUGGUUCUGCUUCAGGCCAUGGGACACGUACAGAGCGGACACGUCGAUCGACAUGAAGAAGCACCACGAGCCGAAGGCGCUGCCCGACAAGCUGGCCUACUGGCUGGUGAAGUCGCUGAUCGUGCCCAAACAGCUCUUCUUCCAGCGCCGGCACGCGAGCCACGCGCUGCUGCUGGAGACGGUGGCGGCCGUGCCGGGGAUGGUGGGCGGCAUGCUCCUGCACCUGGGCUCGCUGCGCCGCUUCGAGCACAGCGGCGGCUGGAUCCGCGCGCUGCUGGAGGAGGCCGAGAACGAGCGGAUGCACCUCAUGACGUUCCUGGAGGUGGCGCAGCCCAAGUGGUGGGAGCGCGCGCUCGUGCUCGCCGCGCAGGGCGUCUUCUUCAACGCCUACUUCGUCGCCUACCUCGCCUCGCCCAAGUUCGCGCACCGCUUCGUCGGCUACCUCGAGGAGGAGGCCGUGCACUCGUACACCGAGUACCUCAAGGACCUGGAGGCCGGCGUCAUCGAGAACACCCCGGCGCCCGCCAUCGCCAUCGACUACUGGCGCCUCCCCGCCGACGCCAAGCUCAAGGACGUCGUCACCGUCGUGCGCGCCGACGAGGCGCACCACCGCGAUGUCAACCACUUCGCAUCGGACAUCCAUUACCAGGGGAUGAAGCUGAAGGACACGCCUGCGCCUCUCGGGUACCACUAAUUAGUCAACGUGGCCUGCUUCAUGAUUGUUAAUAAUUAACCUACUGCCUUGUUUGUGAUCUGCAUUAUUUAUGUCACAUGCUAUAAUCGAGUCUGAUUUGCGGGACACGCCUGCGCCACUCGGGUACCACUAAUUUAGUCAACGUGGCCCGCUAGUUUAUCAAUGUCGCUUGUAUUACGGGCCGGUCAUGAUGUUAAUUGACCUACUGCCUUGUUUGUGAUAAAUUUGUCUGCAUUAUUUGUGUAAAUAACUACCAAA